ACACACACACACACACACACAGAACUCGCCUUCAGUCAGUCCGUCAGUCAGUGAGUUUGAUCAUCAGCGCGCGCGCAGCGAAUCAAACACAGUUCGGACACGCGCGCGUCUCUACAAUACACUGGAUAUAUAAGCGAUUAUUUCAGCGUCGUACUCGGAUUCUUCCCUAAAGUUCAUCGGCUUUGUGGAUAAAAUGUUUGCGUCCGUGGCUUUGCUGAUAUUAAUUCAGAGCGUCCCUGUCGUCCCCGUCACCGUCACCAGCCGCAGUCCCAAAGUGGAAGUGCAUGAGCUCUCGGACGCCGAGCUCUCCUGUGAGUUCAAGACUGAGAAAGAAACCAGUCCUCGCAUCGAGUGGAAGAAGAAAGACAAAGACGUGUCCUUCGUUUAUUAUGAAGGCAGCUUCUUAGGACCGUUUAAGGGGCGCGCGGCUAUCGAAGGGGCGACGGUGCAUCUGCGCAGAGUGACUCAGGCGGACGCGGGCGAGUACCGCUGUGAGGUCAGCGCUCCGGCCGACUCCGUCAAGCUGGGAGAGACCAACGUCACGCUCAAAGUGCUGGUUCCUCCACAAACCCCGUCAUGUGACAUUCCCAGCUCCGCUCUGACGGGCUCUCAGGUGGAGCUGCGCUGUAGGGACCAGCACAGCAUCCCGCCGGCCAGAUACACCUGGUUCAAAGACAACCGCGCGCUGCCCAUCCGUCAGCCCAACGCCACAUACACGGUCAACGAGUUCACUGGUGUACUGACCUUCCAGACGGUGAGCAGGGCCGAUACGGGUCAGUAUCACUGUGAGGCCAAAAACGGGGUGGGACCCGCUAAGAGCUGCCGGGGGACGCUCAUGCAGAUCGAUGAUCUGAAUCUGGCGGCGGUGAUCUCCGGGGUUCUUCUGCUGUGUCUGCUGCUGUUGUUGUGUUCGUUCGGAGUCUGUUACGCCCAUCGGCACGGAUACUUCAGCCGACACAGAGGAAGUCAGCAUUCAGGAUACAGUCACCCUCCAAAGGAACCUCAGGAUUUCAAACACACUCAGUCGUUCAUGCUGUGAUGGUGAAAACGACAGACGGAUGAUGAUUGUGGCGACGCUGGAACCGACAUGAAGAAACUGGACACACACAAUAAAAUCACUCUCACCAUAAUCUUCCAAACGCCUCCGACAGACUUUAAGAAAACACAACCAGCUGUUCUGAGAGCCAGUCUCCUGUGGUUCUCUUAUAAAUGUUGAACUGUAGCGCCUCCUGCUGGCCGUUUGUGGUGCAGCAGACCCUCAAACCAAUGAACCAAAUGAACCAGAGCGACUGAAACAGUUUAAUCCGGUGCCUUUAAACGAGCUGAUCGAUGAUGUUUGACACGCCGUGCCUUUCAUUUCAACAGAAUCAUGUCUUUAUCUGAUGAGUGUGAGGAUGUAAAUCAUGCAAUGGGUGAAUUGUUGUAUAUUUUAUCAGUAUUUGUUUAUUCUUGUUUUGUUUUUUAAUAAAAAUAAUUGCAUUUUU
Messenger RNA from Ctenopharyngodon idella (grass carp), 1484 nucleotides. RefSeq names its product junctional adhesion molecule 2a (gene jam2a). The record is from RefSeq and is a predicted model, not a curated record. Gene Ontology annotation, cellular component: cell surface; tight junction; protein complex involved in cell adhesion. Bases 194 to 1039 code for a protein of 281 amino acids. NCBI's taxonomy places the organism in Eukaryota, Metazoa, Chordata, Actinopteri, Cypriniformes, Xenocyprididae. Gene Ontology annotation, biological process: leukocyte tethering or rolling. The transcript has 10 exons.